CGAGCGGGAUCCAAACUUCCGGUGCCUGCAGAGAGCGGAGCGCGGCUGCACCGAGAGGCUGCACCAGCUGAGGCUGCACUGGCAUAGCCUGCAGGGCGGACCCGCGGCCCGGAGCAGCCAUGGUGAAGAUCAGCUUCCAGCCCGCCGUGGCCGGCGUAAAGGGCGACAAGGCCGACAAGGCUUCGGCCUCGGCCUCGGCCGCGGCCCCGGCGACCGGCCCGGCUGCUGAGAUCCUGCUGACGCCGGCUCGGGAGGAGCGGCCCCCCUACCACCGCCACAAGAAGGGGGGCUCCGUGGGCAGCGUGUGCUACCUGUCGAUGGGCAUGGUCGUGCUGCUCAUGGGCCUGGUGUUCGCCUCCGUCUACAUCUACAGAUACUUCUUCCUCGCCCAGCUGGCCCGAGACAACUUCUUCCACUGCGGCGUCUUCUACGAGGACUCCCUGUCCUCCCAGGCCCACACGCGCAUGGAGCUGGAGGAGGACGUGAAGAUUUACCUCGAAGACAACUACGAGCGCAUCAACGUGCCCGUGCCCCAGUUCGGGGGCGGCGACCCUGCCGACAUCAUCCACGACUUCCAGCGGGGUCUGACCGCCUACCACGACAUCUCCCUGGACAAGUGCUAUGUCAUCGAGCUCAACACCACCAUCGUGCUGCCUCCCCGCAACUUCUGGGAGCUCCUCAUGAACGUGAAGAGAGGGACCUACCUGCCGCAGACGUACAUCAUCCAGGAGGAGAUGGUGGUCACAGAGCACGUCAGCGACAAGGAGGCCCUGGGCUCCUUCAUCCACCACCUGUGCAACGGGAAGGACACCUACCGGCUGCGGCGCCGGGCCACCCGGAGGCGGAUCAGCAAGCGUGGGGCCAAGCGCUGCAACGCCAUCCGCCACUUCGAGAACACCUUCGUGGUGGAGACGCUCAUCUGCGGGGCCGCGUGAGGCCUCCGCUCCCGCCCGCCUGCCCGCCGGGUCCCGCCCUGCCUCUCCUCUUUCCUCUUCCUGCCACUCUCUGCCCCGCCCCCUGCCCCUCUUAGCUUGUACUUUGGAUGCUGUUCCAUAGAUGUGACACGUCUCCCGUUCCUGCCCAGCCCUGCCCGCCUGCCUGUACCAGAGCCGAGACCUCUCGAGGCCCUCGCCGCUGCUGACAUCCGGGCCUGGGGGACAGAGAGGGCGCCCCAGGGUGGUUUCUGUGACCGCUGUCUUGACGUUGGCUCCUCCGGGGCCCGGCCCACAGCUGCACUGGCAGCCCACGGGAAGGAGUGGAUUAAGGGGACGGGCACAUGGGUGUCCUGGGCGAGGGGACUGGGUGGGGGAGGGGUGUGGAGUGGGGAUCGGAACCGUCUGCACCGUCGGGAAAGUCCCGUAGACUGUUUCUUGGGAUGGCACGCUUCCUCCCGGGUGCCCGUUCCCAGGCCCGGCUGAGGGUGGGAAGUGUGCCCAGGGAUGGACCCACCCAGAGCACAAGGGAAGGUGGCCGUCCUGGGGGGGGUCUCCCAGGGCUCCCAACGGUGCCUUCCGCCCACCAGAGGGAGCUGGAGCGUGGGGGGUGGGGAUGAGUUCAUCAAGCACAAUCGUUUUCUGAGUGGAACCAAAGAGGGAGGAGCCAGGGCCCCCAGCGCUGGCCCCCCAGGAGCACAAGCGGAGUCCCCCCUGUCGGGCUGAGCACAGCCCCGCCCAGAGAUGGGCGGAGCCCCUGCAGAGCAGGCGGGGCUCCUUGCCUCCUCCAGGCGAGAGCUGUUUUAGAGGGUGGUGUGGGGGGGGGGAGAGCCGCCUGGUACUUGCACACCCUGCCUCCUCUCUGUUCUGAACUUCCUCUGCUUUGGGGGAAUGCACCCUUCUUCCUUUUCCUCCUCACUUUUGCAUGUUUUUACUGACCAUUCGAUAUGCUACCCGUUCUGAGCCCGGAGCCCUGAAGAGGAGGAGGAGGGCGUCGACGCCUCCAGUGGGCCCAGGUGCUCCUGGAGGCACAACUCUGGAACGCUUUGUAUAUUUUCUCAAUUAGAUCUCUUUUCAGAAGUGUCUGUAGAAUAAUAAAAAUCUUUGACUUCUGA
This is a messenger RNA of Phyllostomus hastatus (greater spear-nosed bat), 2047 nucleotides long. It is a transcript of the gene ITM2C, whose product is annotated as integral membrane protein 2C. Gene Ontology annotation, cellular component: extracellular exosome; Golgi apparatus; plasma membrane. Gene Ontology annotation, molecular function: amyloid-beta binding. Gene Ontology annotation, biological process: negative regulation of amyloid precursor protein biosynthetic process. Lineage: Eukaryota; Metazoa; Chordata; Mammalia; Chiroptera; Phyllostomidae. The coding region runs from base 120 to 935 and encodes 271 amino acids. The record is from RefSeq and is a predicted model, not a curated record. The transcript is spliced from 6 exons.